Messenger RNA from Cladocopium goreaui, 1329 nucleotides. The record is from the annotation of a GenBank genome assembly. NCBI's taxonomy places the organism in Eukaryota, Dinophyceae, Suessiales, Symbiodiniaceae.
AUGUUCCACGAAGCCACACAGCACGGCGCUGCGGCGCUGUGCCAUGCCAUGGCGGCAUCGAGGCCCAUGAAGAACAUCCAGAUCCAGAUCUCAUGGGAAGUGGAUGCUUGGGCUCGAGGUGAGUGCCAGGCAGCUUCCUUCGAAGCUUGGCUGCAUGGAAGGAGUGUGCAGAUGAAGCCUCUUACCGUGGAGUGUCACGAGGGCCGGAUCCCGACAGACACUGCAGAACAUUCGGACAGGCCUCCUCGGCUCCUGUUGCGGCUCCUGCAAAAGGGGGUUGCCGUGGCGGAAGUGCAGCUGGAUCCCGCUUUGACUGUCCAGGAGGUGAAGGAAGGGCUGGCCGAAAAGCUUGGAACAGCUCCGCAGGAUCAGCGUUUUUUUUGGCGCAUGCGGUGCUUACCAGCUUCCUGUCUGCAAGACAAUAGGCAUAACAUCUCCUUGAUCCCUGAGAUCUCGCACCGCGCGACAGGAGUGCCUCCUAUCUGCGCAAGACGAGGCAUGAACAUGGUACCAUCAGGGCCAAGUUUGCCUUGGAAGCCCUCAAAGUUCUCCAAGAUCAGACACGAGGACCUUCAGCUCUACUUUGGCGAUGUGGCACCUUUGGCUCCUUUGGAGCUGGAAGAUGCACCGGGACCGGUGAAGCAAGGGCCAGCCAAGGUGCCCAAGGUGCAAUGCCAAAAGGAGAGAGCUAGUUUGGUCAACAGACCUGUGGUGAAGCCCAAGAGUCCAUGGGAUGGGGUCACCACUGAGAACAUCUUCAAGCGGCUACAUCCAGUGGUCCAAGACAUGAUUUACCAGACUCCAUCCAUGAAGAAGGAGUGGGAGAAGACCAUGAAUACCGCCAUGCUGGAAAGCAAAAAGAAAAGCAUUGCGGAGCAGCAAAAUUUGAAAGAUACGCUGGAGGACAAUCUGAAGCAAAUGAAUGCAAUCUAUGACUCCAAUCCAAACAUCCUACAGGAUUUUCAUUCAGCUCUUCAGAACGGAUCCGGGCCACGUUUGCGACAGUCGGCAUUCUUGGAGGAUUCUGCCAAAGGUACCAAGACUGGUGGUCCAUGGGAUGACGUCACCACAGAGAACUUGUUCAAACGCUUGCAUCCCGUGGUCCGGGAUAUGAUGGAAAAGAUGCCCGGUGUGAAGAGAGAGUGGGAAAAAACGAUAAAUACUGCCUUGAUUCAGAGCAAGCAGAAGCCGGUGAGCGAGCAGCAAGAGCUGCGCGAUGCCAUGGAACAGAAUCUGAAGCAGAUGAAUGCCAUAUAUGAUGCCAACCCUCGUAUUUUGGAAGAUGUUCACAGAGCGGUGCAAGGAGGCUCCGGGAGUGAUUUCCUUUGA